AUGCCGGCUGCCACGGCCGAGUUGGACGCCGACGGAGGCUGGGCUCAGCCAAAACUGGGCUCGAACACCAAGCCCUUGGCCCAGCGGCGUGACUGCAAGAGGCCGCUGGAGAAGCAGCGCCGCGAUUCGUCCGCCGAACUCUCCAAGUGCGGCGGCCUGCACGCGAUGGGUCGCAGCGGCCGCGGACGAGUUGUGAAGGAAAGCCGCGCAGAGGAAGAAGGAGCCCAAGACGCCUUGAGGGAGGUACCCACUCCGCUUCGUGGAGGUCGGGCUACCGUGAAAACUCCGGUAAACGCACUCGAGGAGGUCAUGCGACGACGAGGUGUGGAUGAGGCUUGGGAUGCCUUGGAGCAGAUGCAUGCAGACGGCAAGACAACGGACAAGUACACGGUUUCCCGAAUGCUGAUGAAGACCGUCGGUGAUGGGCAAGCUCACCUCGACCCAACAAGAGCCUACAGAGGAAUCGCUCUGGUUGAGCGAUUCAUCGAGAUGCAACCGGAGGAUGUGGACGAGGUCUUGUUCAAUGCCCUCCUGGAUACUUGCUGCCGCCUCAAGGACCUGAAGCGGCUCGAGAGCUGUGUCAGCUGGAUGCGGCAGUUGAGGGUGAAGCCAUCGCCUAUCACACUAGGCAUUCUGGUGAAGACUUACGGCCAAGCCGGUGACUUGGAAAAGGUAUUGGCGGCCUGGGACGAGAUGGAGGAGCAGAGGGGAUUGGCCAACUCAGUGACAUAUGGCUGCAUGCUGGACGCGUGCGUCAAGUGUGGGAACCUCCAGAAGGCCGUGGAGGUAUUCAGAGGAAUGCGUGCCACGGGCAAGCAUCGCAACACUAUCCUCUAUACCACUAUGAUCAAAGGCUAUGGCUUACACAAGGAGUUGGAGAAUGCGCUGGAGCUCUUCCAUGAAAUGCGAGAGGAAGGUGUCCCUUACAACACCAUCACGUACAACUCCAUCCUGGAAGCCUGUGUGAAAUGCGGAGACAUUGUGUCCGCGGAGAACAUUCUCGAGCAGAUGGUGCAGACGGAGAUGGAAAUCGUGCCAGACCUGAUCAGCUACUCUACGGUCCUGAAGGGCUACUGCCAGAAUGGAGAGCUGCUGAAGGCGCUUUGCAUGUUCGAUGACAUGAAAGAGAGACGCCUUCGCAGCGACGAGCUCGUGUACAAUACGCUCAUGGAAGGCUGCGUGAAGGCGGACGACUGGAAAGCAGGCUGCGGCCUCUUCGCAGAGAUGGUUUCUUGCGGACUCCGACCAUCUGCGAUCACAGCCAGCAUCCUCUCAAGGCUUUUCCAGCGAGUCGGCCAUGAAGAUGCAGAUGAGAGGGUGACGGAUCUCUUCGCCGCGGUUGGCCUGGAAAAGCCGCAGCCAGCCGAGCGGCCUCGUGCCUCUCGCCGCGGGCAGCGCUCGCCCGCUGCUUCUCCGGUGGAGGCAUCUCCGUCAGUCACCGAUGGCUUGCCACACCUGGUGUCGCAGAGCGAGAUGUCUGAGGCCCCGCUGAGGCAGCUGCGGGGACACCUUUCCAACGGUAGCAUGUGCAGCGUGCCGCCUUCGCCUAUGUCCCCGCCUCACGCAAUGGGCUCUCCCGCACUUCACGGCCACAUGCGGCAAGGACAGUUUCCCGCAGUGCAUCACUCGCCUCUGCGGCCGCACGGCGAGACUUCGGAUCAGGUCAAGCAUAGCCGCGUGCCCUCACUGGCAUCCAUGCUGCCACCGGUCGAAAACCGCUACCAGGAGAAGGCCUCCUUCUCUCAGGGAGGCGCUCCUUUGCCAAUGGAUGGCAGUUUCCACGAGGCUUGUAGCUCGCACGCCGGACAAGUGCCCAUACAGUUUUCUCCCGCAUUGAAGGGGACCUCUGGAACCUCGAGCGCGCAGCCUUCGUUGGCUUCUCUGCUGCGGCAGCCAGAGGAGGUGUAUGACCAGCAGGGGCAUCGCCACUCUCAUGGUCGCACCCCGUCCCUUGCGACGCUGCUAGCUCCGCUGGACGGUCUCGCCGAGGGGGCCUGCCAAAAGUGUGAUCGCUUCAUGAGCGACCAGGCACAGCCGUCACCUGGUGCUACGAUGCCCAGCCCAGUCGGACUAGUUGGGGUGGCAGACGGCAAGCACGACCAGGACAUGAGGCAGGCUUAUGGGCACGCCGUCCCCACCCUUGCCGCGAUGCUGUCCCCCAUGGAGGCAUCUCGUGACCAGGCCCUGCCGACGCCGACGCGAACCAACAUGUCCCCGGAUGGCCAGCCGGCACCGGGACAAAUGCCUUUGUCGCCGGCAUCAAUGCUUUUGUCAGCAGAAGCAGCGGGGGAUCAGGCCUCGCCUGUCCAGCUUUUCGGGGUACAUCCACAUGAGGAGCUGUCCUCGAUGCGGCAAUCCUAUCCGACACACUCGCAAGACCACUUUCAGUCCUCCUACUUCUCCCAGGACAUGUGGAGCUAUUUCCCAGAUCGGCAUGGACGAUGGUGA
Messenger RNA from Symbiodinium sp. CCMP2456, 2448 nucleotides. NCBI's taxonomy places the organism in Eukaryota, Dinophyceae, Suessiales, Symbiodiniaceae. The record is from the annotation of a GenBank genome assembly.